AUGUACCAACAUAGUAAGAAAUGUUUCACCAUCGAAUCCCUGGUUGGGAAAGACGUGAACUCUUCGACUAACGGGGACGAACCGAUCAGACCCACAGCGCUGAGGUUCACGGAAUCAAUUCACCCGGCGCCCUUUGGGAGUUGUUUCCAGAACUCCGGCAGGACUUUAUACAGCAGUCCAGACAUGAUGUUCCCUGACCCGGGCACACACACAGGGAACUCCGGUCUGCCCCUGCAUCCCCUCCAGCUUCCAUCUCAGCCUUUCUUCAACCCGCAUCAGAGAGACACGUUGAAUUUCUACCCGUGGGUUCUUCGAAACAGAUAUCUCGGACACAGGUUCCAAGAUGAGGACAGCAGCCCAGAGAACCUGCUCCUUCAUGGGCCUUUUUCCCGCAAGCCGAAGCGCAUCCGGACAGCCUUCUCCCCCUCACAGCUCCUCAGGCUGGAGAGGGCCUUUGAGAAGAACCACUAUGUGGUGGGAGCAGAGCGGAAGCAGCUCGCCAGCGGCCUCUGCCUCACCGAGACACAGGUAAAGGUUUGGUUCCAGAACAGGAGGACGAAGCACAAGAGACAGAAGCUGGAGGAAGAGUCACCUGAGUCGCAGCAGAAGAGGAAAGGAAGCCAGCACGUCAGCCGCUGGAGGGUGGCUACGCAGCAGGGCAGUAGCCCCGACGACAUCGAUGUCAUCUCAGAGGACUGA
Salvelinus namaycush (lake trout) is the source of this 699-nucleotide messenger RNA. RefSeq names its product homeobox protein EMX1-like. The record is from RefSeq and is a predicted model, not a curated record. The transcript is spliced from 3 exons. Gene Ontology annotation, molecular function: DNA-binding transcription factor activity, RNA polymerase II-specific; DNA binding. NCBI's taxonomy places the organism in Eukaryota, Metazoa, Chordata, Actinopteri, Salmoniformes, Salmonidae. Gene Ontology annotation, biological process: central nervous system development; neuron differentiation; brain development. The coding region runs from base 1 to 699 and encodes 232 amino acids.